Molecule: messenger RNA, 1077 nt
Organism: Schizophyllum commune H4-8
Lineage: Eukaryota; Fungi; Basidiomycota; Agaricomycetes; Agaricales; Schizophyllaceae
Exons: 4
Coding region: 1-1077 (358 amino acids)
Biological process (GO): ribosomal large subunit biogenesis; ribosomal small subunit biogenesis
Cellular component (GO): nucleolus
Molecular function (GO): RNA binding; DNA binding
Source: RefSeq, a predicted model, not a curated record
AUGCCUGCUGCCUCCUCAUCUACCCAGCUUCUGGAGUCUCUCCAGAAACACAAUGACACCUUCGAGUCACUUCUCAAGCUUAUACCCGCCAAAUUCUACCUUGUCAAUGACGAUCCCAACGAUUUUGUGCCCUCGAAGUACCAAAAGCAUACAGGCAAGAAGGCGAAGGAUAUCAAGGCUGCCAAGCGGGAGAGGCUCGAUCCCUCAAGAAACAAGACAAUAGUCGAUAUACAAAAUGAAGCCGCUGGGGAGGACGAUGCGAUGGACGUCGACCACGAUGCGGAGGACGAUCAGGCUGAGGAGCCCGAAAUCGUGCCAAUGCACGCCGGUGGUGCGAACACGCUGCGCGAGAAGCUGCACGCCCGAAUGGCCGCGUUUAGGAAUGGACGGGGAGCGAACGCAAAUGGGAAGGACGCGUUGAUCGAGGAGCGCAGGCGAGCGAUGCGGGAACGGCGCAGAAAGGAGACGAAGGAGAGGCGAAGACAGGAGAAGUCUGCUAAGACUGCGAAGACCCAACUCCUCGUUGAACACUCCCCUCCACCACAAGCGCAAGCCUCCACUUCCAAACGCGCCGAAACCACCGUCGCCUUCAACGCCAUUGAAGGGUCUACCAAAAAGGGGAAGAAGGCCGUCUCGAACAACCCCACCAAUCUCCUCUCCCACUUGCAGGCACAAAAAUCCAAGCUCGAAGCGCUGCCCGCGGACAAGCGUGCCGCGAUCUCAGAGAAGAAUCGCUGGGCGCGGGCGGAGGCGCGGCUGAGCGGCGCGAAGAACCCGGGUAUUGCGGUAGCGGAGGACGGUGGGGAGGACGCGGAGGAGAAGAAGCUGAAGAAGGCGGUGAAGCGGAAGGAGAAAGAGAAGGAGAAGAGCAAGAAGGCAUGGGACGAGCGCAAAAAGCAGGUCACGCAGUCGAUGGCGGCGCGUCAGGCGAAGCGGUCGGACAACAUCGCGCAGAGAAACGAGCGGAGGAAGAACGAUGGUGCGAAGCCGGGGAAGGGAAAGCAGCGCGCGGGCUUCGAGGGAUCGAGCCGGAGUGUGAAGGUCGGAAAGGGAGGGAAGGGCAAGGGAAAGAAGUGA